This is a messenger RNA of Myotis lucifugus (little brown bat), 1417 nucleotides long. RefSeq names its product G protein-coupled receptor 37 (gene GPR37). The record is from RefSeq and is a predicted model, not a curated record. Bases 1 to 945 code for a protein of 314 amino acids. The transcript is spliced from 2 exons. Gene Ontology annotation, molecular function: prosaposin receptor activity; G protein-coupled peptide receptor activity. NCBI's taxonomy places the organism in Eukaryota, Metazoa, Chordata, Mammalia, Chiroptera, Vespertilionidae. Gene Ontology annotation, cellular component: signaling receptor complex; plasma membrane. Gene Ontology annotation, biological process: positive regulation of MAPK cascade; adenylate cyclase-inhibiting G protein-coupled receptor signaling pathway.
AUGGCCAUCCUCUUCGCUAAUGACAAUGGGAAACACUCAGUGAUCCUUACUCCUUCUCCAGCCCAUCUGGUGGCAGGCAUUUUUAUGAUGACUGAAAUUCUUGGGGUCUCUGUGUUCUUAUCCUACGUUGCUUCGCUGGGAGUCACGACCUUCACCUUAUGUGCUCUGUGUAUAGACCGCUUCCGGGCGGCCACCAACGUGCAGAUGUACUAUGAGAUGAUCGAGAACUGUUCUUCCACCACCGCCAAGCUGGCUGUCAUAUGGGUGGGCGCGCUCCUGUUGGCGCUUCCCGAGGUGGUCCUUCGCCAGCUGAGCAAGGAGGACGUGGGCUUCAGCGGCCGCGCCCCCGCGGAACGCUGUGUCAUCAAGAUCUCCCCGGACCUGCCGGACACCAUCUACGUCCUAGCCCUCACCUACGACGGCGCGAGGCUCUGGUGGUACUUCGGCUGCUACUUCUGUUUGCCCACGCUGUUCACCAUCACCUGCUCCUUGGUGACGGCGCGGAAAAUCCGCCAGGCGGAGAAAGCCUGCACGCGCGGGAACAAGCGGCAGAUCCAGCUCGAGAGCCAGAUGAACUGCACGGUGGUGGCGCUGACCAUCUUGUACGGCUUCUGCAUCAUCCCCGAGAACAUCUACAACAUCGUGACCGCCUACAUGGCCACCGGGGUUUCCCAGCAGACCAUGGACCUGCUGCACAUCAUCAGCCAGUUCCUGCUGUUCUUCAAGUCCUGCGUCACCCCGGUCAUCCUCUUCUGUCUGUGCAGACCCUUCAGCCGGGCCUUCCUGGAGUGCUGCUGCUGCUGCUGCGAGGAGUGCGCGCACAAGUCCUCCGCGGCCGCCAGCGAGGACAACGACAAUGAGUACACCACCGAGCUGGAGCUGUCCCCGUUCAGCACCAUCCGCCGCGAGAUGUCCACCUUCGCCUCUGUCGGAACUCACUGCUGAAGGACACUGGGUCUGGUCCGAUUUUUUAUUUUAUUUUUUAUUUUCCUACCCUGGGAAAGUUUUUACUUCCUAUUUUUUUCCUGACCGGGAAAGAAAUGCAGACAAAAAGAGAGAGAACUAUUAACUACUGUAGAACUGAUUUUGCAAAUUAAUAUUUGUGCUUGGAAAAGAAAAAAGGUUUAUAUUUAGUUAUUGAAGAAGUCCGAGGAGGCCAAUAGUUUUAGAUAAUUUUAUCUGGUAUGGUGCUAAUAUUUUCUUUGGGGAAAAAAAAAAGUCCUCGCACCCUAAUGAAUUGCUAAUUUUCUUUCUUUUCAAAAUAUAAUCGCUGUAUGUUGAUGAUAGCCAUGUGAUUUUGUAGGUGAUAUUAUGUUUGAGUUGUAAUUGAAAGUAUAUUGUACAUAUAUCAUGAGAUGAUUUGUAGAUAAGAGACAUUCACAAAGUAGCACCAAAUAAAUGACACUUUAUUCUUUAA